Molecule: messenger RNA, 793 nt
Organism: Prunus dulcis (almond)
Lineage: Eukaryota; Viridiplantae; Streptophyta; Magnoliopsida; Rosales; Rosaceae
Product: protein ODORANT1-like
Exons: 2
Coding region: 1-738 (245 amino acids)
Source: RefSeq, a predicted model, not a curated record
AUGGGAAGGCAACCUUGUUGUGACAAGCUUGGUGUGAAGAAAGGGCCAUGGACUGCUGAGGAGGACAAGAAAUUGGUGAAUUUUCUCCUCGCACAUGGCCAAUGCUGUUGGCGUGCAGUCCCCAAGCUCGCCGGCCUCAGGCGCUGCGGCAAGAGCUGCCGCCUCCGGUGGACUAACUACCUCCGGCCUGACUUGAAAAGAGGCCUCCUUAAUGAAGCUGAGGAGCAACUUGUCAUUGACCUCCAUUCCCGUCUUGGCAAUAGGUGGUCUAAAAUUGCAGCAGGAUUGCCUGGAAGAACUGACAAUGAGAUCAAGAACCACUGGAACACACACAUCAAGAAGAAGCUUAUCAAGAUGGGCAUUGAUCCAAUCACCCAUGAACCUCUCCGCAAGCAAGUUACUCCACCAGAAAUGCCUUGUAAACCAAACAAUCCACCUGCAGAUUUAGACAUGAAUCAGCAGAACGUGAAUAUCCCAGAACAUGGACUCUCUUCUGCAGCUGAAAGUUCCUCAAGCAAUGAAUCCCAGCCAUUGGAGCCUAACCUAAAGAGUGAAGAUGACCCGUUGAUGAGCUACAUAUUAUCCGAUACAUUCCUGGAAGAUUUGACAUGGGAUUUUUCAGCCUCAUCAGAAGAUAGCUCGGCAGCUGAUAAUCCGGCGGAGGAUAAUAGCUUAGCAUGGCUCUUGGACUGCAAGGAUUUUGGAGUUGAAGAUUUCGAGCUCGGGUGUAUCAAUUAGUGACUGACACACGGUCAUAUAUUUUCAGUACCAGAACCCACAAAAAAGUUACCAA